UUUUUAGGCCUCAAAAUUCCUCAGCCACAAACCAAUCCACCUCCACAGCCACACAAAUGGCGUCCACCCUUUUCCGCCUCGUUGUCUCUUCCACCUUUCUUACUUUCCAUGUCCAAAAAUCUAAACCCUUAUCGUCUCACCCACCAUUUACUCCCCCUUCUCUUCUACCUUUUUCUCCACUAACAAUCGGUUUCCGUUCUUCUUCUGUUCGAUCUUUUCCGGUCGGAGUUGCUGUUUUUCUCUCAAAAUUUCAUGGAUUUGAUGGUCUCGGAGUAGAAAAAAGGGCGGAGGUGGAAUUUCCGGGAAUCAGUUGACGAUCGUAGUGGUAACCUAGAGGGAUAAGAUGAAAAUUCAGUGCGAUGUUUGUGAGAAAGCUCCUGCUACUUUGAUUUGUUGUGCGGAUGAAGCGGCGCUUUGUGCGAAAUGCGAUGUUGAAGUUCAUGCUGCUAAUAAGCUUGCGAGCAAACACCAGAGGCUUCUUCUUCAGUGCCUCUCUACUAAGCUUCCCAAAUGCGAUAUAUGCCAAGACAAGCCGGCUUUCAUUUUCUGCGUUGAAGACAGAGCACUUUUUUGUCAAGAUUGUGAUGAACCAAUUCAUUCAACUGGUAGUCUUUCAGCAAACCACCAGAGGUUUCUAGCCACUGGAAUCAGAGUGGCCAUGAGCUCAAGUUGCACGAAGGACGUCGACAAGGUCAAAAUGGAACCUCCAAAUCCGAAGAACCCUCAGGUUCCUGCUAAAAUGCCUUCACAACAAGUUCCUAACUUCACAUCCCCAUGGGCGGUUGACGACUUUCUCCACUUCUCCGAUCUCGAGUCCUCUGACAAGAAAGAAGAUCUAGAGUUCGGAGAACUAGAAUGGCUAGCAGAAAUGGGGCUGUUUGGGGAGCACGUUCCUCAAGAAGCUUUAGCUGCUGCUGAAGUUCCUGAGCUUCCUACAUCACACUCAGGUAGUGCAUUCGCAUACAGGCCGACGAAGUCGAGCAUGUCGUACAAAAAGCCUAGGAUCGAGGUGGUAGACGAGGAUGAGUUUUUUACCGUUCCCGAUCUCGGAUGAACAGGAAGAGACAAGUUAGUAUGGUUAUGAAUAAUAAUACAGUUUAGUUUAUAGGCUUGAAUAAUGAUUAUAUUAUGCAGUAGUAUUGUUCACAUCUCUGGUUUGGUAGUAUGCAUUAUAGGAGUUUUCUUUGAUCUUUUGCCUACAAUAUUUGUUUUUUACUUUUGCUUUUCUACCUUAUUGUAACUUUUGGAUCUUAUAUGACAAAUUUAAGAUUAUUUUAAAGAAUGGUAACU
This is a messenger RNA of Cucurbita moschata (crookneck pumpkin), 1290 nucleotides long. RefSeq names its product B-box zinc finger protein 24. Lineage: Eukaryota; Viridiplantae; Streptophyta; Magnoliopsida; Cucurbitales; Cucurbitaceae. Gene Ontology annotation, molecular function: zinc ion binding. Gene Ontology annotation, biological process: regulation of DNA-templated transcription; photomorphogenesis. The record is from RefSeq and is a predicted model, not a curated record. The transcript is spliced from 3 exons. Gene Ontology annotation, cellular component: nucleus. Bases 344 to 1054 code for a protein of 236 amino acids.